AUGGCAGCCAAAAUUGCGUUGGUUUUCUUCGGCAUUGUGGCUUUGUGCUCAGCAGCUCCAGGUUUCCUCAAGGGUGGUUACCAUGAACAUCACCUCAUCCACGCUCCUCUGAUCGUACCGGAACACAUCCACAACAUCCAUCAUCAUCACGUGGAGAAGGUGCAUGUUCCAGUUGUGAAGAAGGUCAUCGUUCACGAACACCACAAAGUGCAUGAUCAUCAUCAUCACGAUAUUGGUUUCCAUGGUUUCCACGGUGAUGCUUUCCACGCCGAAGGUUUCCACGGUGGUUUCCAUGGUGACAUCCAUUCCCAUGUCGAUCAUCAUGCUCCGAUCCAUCACGCCCCAAUCCAUCACGCCGAACCCGGAUGGUGGUAA
Molecule: messenger RNA, 375 nt
Organism: Nicrophorus vespilloides
Lineage: Eukaryota; Metazoa; Arthropoda; Insecta; Coleoptera; Silphidae
Product: histidine-rich glycoprotein-like
Exons: 3
Coding region: 1-375 (124 amino acids)
Source: RefSeq, a predicted model, not a curated record